Capsicum annuum is the source of this 669-nucleotide messenger RNA. RefSeq names its product miraculin-like. The record is from RefSeq and is a predicted model, not a curated record. Lineage: Eukaryota; Viridiplantae; Streptophyta; Magnoliopsida; Solanales; Solanaceae. Gene Ontology annotation, molecular function: endopeptidase inhibitor activity. The coding region runs from base 1 to 669 and encodes 222 amino acids. The transcript has a single exon.
AUGAAGACCAUAUUAAUUUUACUCUUUCUUUCCCUUGCAAUAAUCCUCCCCUUGUCAGCCUUGGCAACUUGCGCCACCACCGACACUCCCAACAACCAAGCAUGGAUAGCUGUACGCGAUACUAAUGGCAAACCCCUCAACGCAAGCAAUAGGUACUGGAUACGUCCGGCCUACACCACUAUGGACACUGGAGGCUCACGUCUUGCUAAUCUUGAUGAUCAACAACAAACCACUACUUGUCCUAAAUCGGUAGUACUAUCGAACCUUCCUACAGACAAUGGUAUCGCGGUUUAUUUUACACCUAAGAAUCCUAAUAAAUAUCAAUUGAUUUUGGCGUCCUCUCCGUUAAACAUCCAUUUCUAUUUUGAUUAUCCUUUGUGUUCUAACUUUGCUGUGUGGAAGGUUGACAACCUUGUAUCAAAAUGGCCACCAAUUCUACACACCAUAAGCACAGGUGCAAAGUUGGGAAAUCCCAACGAUUUUAGCAGUUGGUUCCAAAUUUGGCCUCGCAAAGGUGGUAACUAUAAGCUAGUGUUCUAUCUCGAAGGCACUACUUUUUGCAGCAACGUUGGCUUGAUCCCCCAAAGUCAUCGUUUGGUUCUCUCAGAGGACCCAAUGCCCUUUGUGUUCAAACUGGAUGAUAAAUAUGGAGUGGCAGCCGAUGCAUGA